Molecule: messenger RNA, 4056 nt
Organism: Paramormyrops kingsleyae
Lineage: Eukaryota; Metazoa; Chordata; Actinopteri; Osteoglossiformes; Mormyridae
Source: RefSeq, a predicted model, not a curated record
GCGCGUGCGGUGUUUUGGCCUAGCGCCGCCGCCGUUUGUUUGGGUUCGAUGGUGAAGAUGGCGGACGAGCUCGACAGAGUGCGGAUCUCAGCCGCGGAGCUGCGAGCCACGGUGACCAGCCUGACUAACAACGAGCAGAACCACGGAGCGGGAGAGUCAACGGAUGCAUCUGAGGGGAACCCCAGUCAACGGUCCUUUGAGGGGAAGAGACCUGAUAUCCAGCUGUACCGGCCACGCAUGGGCCAGGACAGGCAUUGCCAAGAUACCCCCACGUGCAGUGCUGACAAGGAGAGAGAUGCUCAGGGGGACAAGCCCUCGGAACAUCAAGGCUGUCCUGGGAAGGAUGCGGAGGCAGAACAGGAUGUCUCAUCGGUUCAGCACAUGGAAAUGGAAACAGAGUCUGCCCCAGAGGGAGAUCAAAAUGUUGCUACGCCAAACACCCAAGACUGUGCACUUAGUGAAGGGCCAAAGACCCCAGACAGUGCACUAAGUGAUGGAGAUUGUGGGAGUGUAAAUGAUGGUACUUCUCGUUUCGCUGUCUCCAGUAGCCUUCCUGCUGGCUCUAAGCAUUACCCUGAAACCAAAUGCAGAAGUGACUGUGAGUUUGUGCCACUGAAAAGUAUUAAUCAUUGUGUGGAUCCUGGCCGUCAACCGGACACCUCCCAUUGUACCAGUCCUGCUGGCACUGACACUAGCAGCCGCUCUGGGGAGCCACCAAAACAACCCCAGGUGACAAAUUCAAGGAUUUUGGCUUCCACUUUGUCCUGUGGGUCCACUUCACCAAAGCCAGGUCGCCGAAUUCGCAAACCUGACCGUGAGAUAUACCAGCCUCGGGCGGGAAGGUUACAGCAGCAGCAAGGCAGUAAAGAAAUGGCCUUGAGCAAAGAGCCAGAGAAAACUGAAACAGGAGAGGAACCUAAGAAGAGCUCUCACCCCGAGGGGCACAGCCGUGAGGGUGUGAAGGACUCAGCCUUGAUCAAAGAGCCAGAGAGAUCUGGACCUGGUGAGGAAGAACCCAAGAAGAAGAGCAAAAGCAGGCGAGAAGUUGGCUGCCCACCUACAGAUGUCAGCAUCGCAGUGGACCAUCUGACCGGCAGUUUGGAAAGCAUGAAGAUGUCAGAGACAGGAGAUAAUGAGGCCAAGAAGGCAGGGAAGAGAGGGGGAGAGGAGGACAACGCAGGGAGCAGUAGGCGGAGGACGGGUGAGGGGAGGCGAAGCCGAGCCGGGGGGGGGGGAGGUGAAGGAGGCAAUGGAGGCUGUUUAGGGGAAGCUGGCAGAAAGGGGGUUGAGAAAAAAGAGAAGGGAAGUCGGAGGAGUAAAGGGAGGGACAGAGAGGGAGAUAAAGAUCUGAAAAAGAGGGGGAAGGAAGUGGAGGGCAGAAAGGAAAUAGAACCUGAUGACGGAAAGGGAAAAGGCAGAGGGGGAGAUGGGAUUGGAGACAGUGGAAGGGUGAAAAGCAGAGCAAAAGAUGGGGGGAAGGAUGGUGACAGAGAGCGACUAAAAGACGCAGAGAGAGAGCGAGGCCAAGAUGGGGGUGGGAGGCUCCCGCUUGGGGGAGGCAGUAGGGCUGGUCAAGUUUCCAAGCGUUAUUCCAAGUCGGGCAAACGUUGUCCCAGGAACAGAACCUGUAGCACCAGCUCAGCCAGCAGUGGAACCAGUAUGGAUGGGCCAGGCGAGGAGGCCAGAAGAAGGGGUCAUCUGGCAAUGGCACGAGAUCAGGGCGAGGGCAAGGGCAGAGAGAGGCUGGACUGGGGCGGCAAGCAGCAGCGGGAUAACAUCAGCAGAGGUUUUUCCUCUACGGAUUCCCUUGAGGAGAGUGAGACUGGGCAUAAUGUCAGGGGGAGGAGGCUAAGAGAUAGUGACAGGCACAGGGAGGACCCCUGGAGUCCUGAAAGGAGACUUGGUGUGAACAGAAGGGGUAGCAGAGGAGGUGCUGGAGGACAGAGUGAAGGUGUUCAGAGGUCACUUCUUGUCCCACCGCCUGAUCCUCCCCAGUCCAUCACAACAGCAGGUGACGACCUGUCCAGGAGACAGGAGGGAGGGAGCAGAGGGAGGGGGAGGGGUAUUCUUGUCCUCCCUACUCGUACUGACCUCACCAUGCCCCCAGAGUCUAGCCCCAGGCAGCUGACUGGAGUAGGGAGAGGGUCAGCGGGUCCUGUGCGUGGAAGAGGAGGCCGGGGUGGGGCCACCAGGAGACUGUGGGACCCAAAUAACCCCGAUCAGAAACCAGCUCUGGUGCACAGUCAUCAAUCUCAGCAUGUGGGCCUAAAGCAGCCACUGCACCUACAACAGCAAGGUCAAGGCAACUUUGGUCAGCUACACUUUCUGGAUACAGAUGAUGAAAUUGCAGGAAGUCCCCCUGUUCACCAGGGGGAGCUCUAUCAUGGCUAUCAUACUUCCCAGCAAAAUGCAACAAUGGCCUACUACAAGUUCCAAAAUUCAGAUAACCCAUACUUCUACCAAUCUCCCAGCACCACCACGCGUUACCCUUACCCUUACGGUGUGAACUACCAAAUGCCUGGAGCAAACGGCAUGUACCCCUCACCCACCGGUUCCUUCUAUACGGGGUACCCACCUGCUGUGCCUGCGCUGACCCCAGAGGAGGCGGAGGUGCAGACCAGGGGUGAGCUUGGGAAGCUGCUCCGAGUGGCUGACAACCAGGAGUUGCAGCUCAGCAACCUGCUUUCCCGGGACAAACUGAGCCCGGAGGGUCUGGAAAGGACGGCUCAGCUGAGGGCGGAGCUCCUGACGUUGUAUGAGCGGGUGAUCUUGACGGACAUUGAGUUCUCGGACUCGCAGAACCUGGACCAGGCCCUGUGGAAAAAUGUCUUCUACCAGGUCAUCGAGCGCUUUCGGCAGCUCCUGAGGGAGUCGACGACGGAUGACGAGUCCCGCAUUAAGAAAAUGCUCCUCACGCUUCUGGAUGAGGGAGUGGUGUUCUUCGAUGCCCUGCUGCAGAAGCUGCAGGUGGUGUUCCAGUUCAAGCUGGAAGAUUACAUGGACGGUGUCGCUAUCCGUGCCCGGCCUCUCCGCAAGACUGUCAAGUACGCUCUGAUCAGCGCCCAGCGAUGCAUGAUCUGCCAGGGUGACAUCGCCAGGUAUCGAGAGCAGGCUAGUGACUCUGCUAACUACGGGAAAGCGCGCAGUUGGUACCUGAAGGCCCAGCACAUUGCACCAAAGAACGGACGCCCGUAUAACCAGCUGGCUCUACUGGCCGUGUACACGAAGAGGAAGCUGGAUGCAGUGUACUACUACAUGCGCAGCCUGGCCGCUAGCAACCCCAUCCUGACAGCCAAGGAGAGCCUCAUGAGCCUGUUUGAGGAGACAAAGCGAAAGGCUGAGCAGCUGGAGCAGCGGCAUCGCCUGGAGCCAGUGGGGCCAUCGAGGGGCCCCCGAGGGGGCGGCCGGCGCGGACAGGAGCCCGCACGCAUUGAGAUCUGGGUGCGUCCUGGAGGGCAACCGGCAGCCACAUCCCGCACGACAAGCGAGUCCGGCCAUGAGGUGGAGCGCGACGGCGAGCUCGAGGGCCUGAGCACCAGCGACCUGAACAAGAGAUUUGUUCUGAGCUUCCUUCACACUCACGGGAAGCUGUUCACCAGAGUGGGCCUGGAGACGUUCCCCAUGGUGGCCAGCCGCGUCCUGCAGGAAUUCCGUGCUCUACUCCAGCACAGCCCCAGCCCACUGGGCAGCUCCCGCAUGCUGCAGAUCGUCACCAUCAACAUGUUUGCUGUGCACAAUGCCCAGAGCAAGGAGGGUCAGGAUGAGGUGCGUUCGCCUCUACAGGAGCAGAGUACGGCCUUGGGACUCGCCAUGUUCGCACUGCUGGUUCAGCGCUGCACAGAGCUGCUAAGGGACACACCCACAAGUCCUCGCUCUCCGGAUAACGAGGAGGCCGACCUGCCAGUGGAGGGGGGUGGCAUGCCACGGGUCUCUGACUUCCCCCCCGACCUGCGGGAGCUGCUGCCCUGUGUAAAGGUGUGGUCCGACUGGAUGCUGGGUCACCCCAAGCAAUGGAACUCUCCACCCAGCAACCUGCCCCCACCCUGCAGGUGAACC